Molecule: messenger RNA, 2148 nt
Organism: Morchella sextelata
Lineage: Eukaryota; Fungi; Ascomycota; Pezizomycetes; Pezizales; Morchellaceae
Exons: 4
Coding region: 1-2148 (715 amino acids)
Biological process (GO): chloride transmembrane transport
Cellular component (GO): cortical endoplasmic reticulum
Molecular function (GO): chloride channel activity
Source: RefSeq, a predicted model, not a curated record
AUGUCGGACUCGGGCUCGGACUCGGACGUGCAGGUCUCUGAUGCAAUCGCUAACGUUUCUGACAAUUUGGGCGUGGAAUACGUCAUCUCUUUCCGUUUCGACGGGGCAGAGAAGCAGAAAGUCGAGGCCCAGUUCGAGAAGCUCAUUGCAGCUCUUGACGGCGUAGGACUUCGUACCGAAGUUCGGGACGGUGCUAAUGGUAAUGUUUUGGUAUUCGUGAGGGUCCGGUCGGAGCAGAAGCUUGUUGGCGAGGUCUACCGAUCUAGGGUGAAGGAUUGGCUUCACGGUGUUAGAUCGGCCGCGCCGGACAAGGAGACCCAGAGAUCUUUGGAUAAGGAGCCGUUGACGGAGGCGGAGAGGUUGAGGAUUGUCUGGCAACUUAUCACCCUGCCAGAGAGCGAGGGAGGUGCAGGGAUCACUCCGAAGCAGGGUCAGUGGGAUUUGGUGGAGAGCGUGUUCCCGCUUCAUGACCAUGAAUUCAACAAGGCAUGGAUGAAACGUUGGUCGACAACUUGGACCAUCGGCCCGGAGGAGCUGGGAAAGCUUCGUGAUCGGUUUGGUGAGAAGGUGGCAUUCUACUUUGCCUUUCUUCAAUCCUACCUUUCAUUUCUUAUUAUCGCUGCGGCUAUUGGCGCAGGUGCAUUUUUCCUCUUGCCUGCAUACUCUCUCAUAUUUGCAAUCACAAACUGCCUCUGGAGUGUGAUCUUUGUUGAGUACUGGAAACGCCAAGAAGUAGAUCUCGCGGUCCGCUGGGGCGUCCGUAAUGUCUCCUCUCUCCAGAACCGCCGUGCCCAGUUCAAGCACCACAAGGAAAUCGAGGAUCCUAUCACCGGGGAAGUUGUGAAGUUCUUCCCCGCCUGGCAUAGACUCGCCCGUCAGGCCCUCCAGAUCCCAUUCGCUCUUGGAGCAAGCUGUCUGCUAUCUGCGCUUUAUGCGUGUGUCUUCGCGAUUGAAAUCUUCCUCACAGAGGUGUAUAACGGUCCUUUCAAAACCGUUCUCGUUUUUCUACCCACGGUCCUUCUCUCUGUUUUUGUACCGGUUCUUACGUCGGUCCUCACUGGCAUUGCAACAAAGCUCACCGAAUUUGAGAACUACGAGAACCAGAGCGGAUACGAAGCAGCUAUGACGCAGAAGACCUUCGUAUUUAACUUCAUCUGCUCGUAUGUUCCACUGUUUCUGACCGCGUUCGUUUAUGUACCAUUCGGGAAUCUUAUUGUACCUCAUCUCGAUGUGUUCAACCUCACAACCCCCGAAAUCACCACCGAAGGUUUCCUGGACGACAAGCCCAUCAAUGCCUUCCAAAUCAACCCAGAUCGUCUCAAGAAACAAGUCAUUUACUUCACAGUAACAGCGCAGAUUGUCAACCUUGCACUCGAGACUAUUGUCCCCUUUGCCAAACGCAAGAUCUUCCGCAAGGUCAAGAAGUACCAGAACGCCCGCAACGGUGUUGCCAAAAAAGUAAGCCAUGACACUCCCGCCGAGGCCGCAUUUCUCAAGCGCAUCCGCCGCGAGUCCGAGCUCGAGCAUUACGACGUACACACCGAUCUCCGCGAGAUGGUCAUGCAAUUCGGUUACCUUACCCUCUUCUCCCCUGUCUGGCCACUUGCAAGCGUCUCUUUCCUCAUCAACAACUGGAUCGAACUCCGUUCCGACGCCGCCAAGAUCUGUGUCGAGAUGAAGCGCCCUGUUCCUCACCGCGCGGACACCAUCGGGCCAUGGCUCAACAACCUCGGGUUUUUGGCGUGGAUGGGCUCCAUCUCCUCUGCUGCCCUUAUCUACCUCUUCUCUGACUCCACCGACGGAACCCCACACUCACUCACCCUGUAUGGUGUCCUCGCGUCCAUCAUCUUUAGUGAGCAUAUAUACUUCGCCACCGCCUAUGCCGUUAGAUUAGCAAUGAGCAAGCUCGAGUCUCCCGGCCUCCAGCAGGAGCGCCGCGAACGAUUCCUGGUCAGGCGCAGGUUCCUACAGGAGAGCUUGGGCGUCGACGAAGAGUCCGAGGUCAACGAGAAGGUUGCAUUCGGGAAGAGAGCUGAGGGAACAUCAACCGAGGAGGAGAUGUUCUGGGAUAGGCAGCAGGGGCCGAAGAAGUGUGUGGAUGCGGGUAAGGAGAUUAUUAGGGGUGCGCUGGAGAAGAAGGACCAGUAG